GAGCAAAUCCAGCAGAAGCGGAUAGGCCCGUAAAUCUCUCGAGGAGAGGAUAACGCACACUCAUCCAGAGAGAGCUUCAUCACACACAACAAUGUCGAUUUCUGUAAGACUACCAUCUUCAAUCUCCUUCCUUUCAUCCUCCAUUUUCUCCCUUUCUUCUAAUCAAACCCCCUCCACCUCUCUUUUCAUCAAACCCCCAAAACCCCAUUUUCCCAAAUGCACCACCGCCGUAGUCCGCUCCCAGCUAGCCACACUCCCAGUACUCUCCUUCGACGGCACCAAGGUCGGAGAAACCACCCUUAACCUCAAAUCCGCCAACCCAGACACCGCCCGCGCCGUUGUCCACCGUGGUAUCACCACUGACCUAAACAACAAACGUCGUGGUACCGCUUCCACUCUUACCAGAGCCGAGGUCCGAGGAGGUGGUAAAAAACCCUUCCCCCAGAAGAAACUCGGCCGUGCCCGCCGUGGGUCUCAACGUACUCCGCUUCGUCCCGGCGGAGGAGUCGUUUUCGGCCCUAAACCCCGUGAUUGGUCCGUGAAGAUCAACAAGAAGGAGAAACGGCUUGCGAUUUCAACGGCUUUGGCGAGCGCCGCUGUGAAUGGGAUUGUGGUUGAAGAAUUUGGGGAUAAAUUUCAGAAACCCAAAACUAAAGAUUUCCUUGAAGCCUUGAAGAGAUGGGGAAUCGACCCCAAGGAGAAAUCUAUGUUUUUCAUGACAGAGAUUUCAGACAAUGUUGCUCUUUCCAGUAGGAACAUUGGAACUCUGAGGAUGUUGACGCCCAGAACACUAAAUUUGUUCGACAUUCUGAAUGCUGAUAAAUUGGUUUUCACUAAAGCUGCAUUAGACUACUUGAACGAUGCUUAUGGAUACGAGGAAUAUGAAGAUGAAGAAGAUUUCGAAGAAGUAGCUGAUGAAGGGACUGAGGCAGAGGAGGGAAUAUAUAAGAUUGAAGCGGAUUUUGAUGCAAUUUGGUGUUGUAUCUUUCUUGUGAUUUAUUAUAUUUUCACCAGGCUAUAA
This is a messenger RNA of Lactuca saligna, 1021 nucleotides long. The record is from the annotation of a GenBank genome assembly. Lineage: Eukaryota; Viridiplantae; Streptophyta; Magnoliopsida; Asterales; Asteraceae.